Molecule: messenger RNA, 1709 nt
Organism: Danio aesculapii
Lineage: Eukaryota; Metazoa; Chordata; Actinopteri; Cypriniformes; Danionidae
Gene: lrit2
Product: leucine-rich repeat, immunoglobulin-like and transmembrane domains 2
Exons: 3
Coding region: 1-1686 (561 amino acids)
Molecular function (GO): protein binding
Source: RefSeq, a predicted model, not a curated record
AUGGAUGCCUCUGUUUUAUUUCAUCUGAUUGUUUUCUGUAUUUUGAUUAGUCAUAUCAGCUCAGAGUGUUUUCCAGGAUGCUCCUGUGGGACUGAUCGUCAUGGGAGGUCACUCACGUGUAUGGAAACAGCUCUAACCGGGAUUCCUGACGAUCUACCGGAAGAUUUGACAAAAAUCCGGAUUGAGAAAUCACAACUAAGCGAACUGCCGAAGGCCGCGUUUUCCCAUGUCAAUGCCCUAAAACAUCUCUGGUUGAACUUCAAUGACAUUGCCAUCAUAAACAUUAAAAGUCUGGAAGGUCUGGCUAACCUGACGGAGCUCAGGCUGCAGGGAAACAAGCUGCGUUCAGUACCGUGGACCGCGUUCGAGGAGACGCCAAACCUCAAGAUCCUGGACCUGAAACACAACCGCAUCGACGCCCUUCCCGAACACGCCCUCAAGUUUUUACCAGGCCUGACCUACUUAGACCUGUCCUCAAAUCAACUCUCAGUCAUAUCUAAAGACGUCUUUCUCAACUGGCCUCUUUAUCAUUCAGAAAACAAGCACGAAAAGCCUUCAGCAUCUAAUGUUGUUCUGGCGCUUCAUGACAACCCGUGGCUGUGCGACUGUCGGCUGGGAGGCUUCAUUGAGUUUAUUAAAUCGUUAACUCCGCCGUUUAUUCUUAUGAACUCUUAUUUGACGUGUUCUAGCCCUGAAUUGAAGGCAGGGAAGUUUUUUCAUGAGGUGAACUUGAAGACGUGUGUGAAGCCAGUGGUCAGUGCUCCGGUUAUCAACAUCACCGCGCCGUUGGGAGGUAACGUCACGCUGACGUGCUCUGUGUCGGCCAGACCUGAAGCGGUCAUUCGGUGGAUAUAUGCCCUUAAGAUGCUAAGAGGAUUUCGCGAAAUUCUGAGCCGUGUGGAUGAAGACACCAUCAGUUCUCAGCUGGUAAUUCCUUCACUCCAUUCAGCCGACCGAGGCCUCUACACCUGCAUUGCCAACAAUUUCCUAGGCAAUUCCUCUGUCAUCAUCUCAGUAGAUGUGAAGUCUCAAGAAGGCUCAUCAUCUCAUCCCUCAGGUCCUUCUGCUGCCAUCGGCGAGGAGAACGUUUAUAUCGACAUCCGUAUUGCCAAACAGACAGUUUAUGGCAUCACAAUUGAGUGGCGUGCUGUGACAGAAAAUCCAGCAGAAACCUGGUUCACCAUCCAUUUCGGCCGAUAUGAGGCGGUUAAGAAGGAGCAGAUUUACAUGGGGCCAGGUAUAAACACAUACUCGGUCACAGACCUGCUCCCUGCCACAAAAUAUGAAAUUUGCGUUACUCUUAAGAACCAGGCUCCUCGAAUCGGUCAGUGCAUUGUGUUUGUGACUGGCAGUGAUUUCAACGAGAUGGAACAGAGAGAGAAGCUCAUUCAUAUUGUGGUCAUUGUACUUGCCAUGGUGCUCGCUGUGCCUGCAGGAAUGUACGCCUGUACCACCGAUGCCAAGUUCAACUGUUUCGAGCGCUGCGCUGAGAUGUGGAGAAACAGAAGACACGCAGAGCUUUCAAACCCGGCUGGCGACAGGCAGGGUACAUUUGACAGUCUCCAGGCUGCCAGUGAUGAAGGUCUCUAUAAAGAAUCCAACAAAGACAAGAAAGCCAGAAGAAGGUCUGCGGAGAAGAUACACAAGACAAAGAAUGAACGAAGACCAACAGCUGAGCUUUACUGACACAAAAAGACAACUGUGGACUU